AAUACCUGUUCUAUAUAAAUACAAUAUGGAUAAGAUAUAUUUCCACAGUAUAGACCAUCACUAUCAGUAGACUAUUUGCACCUGCCCGCGAAGUUUUUUUUUUUUGGAAUGCUUUUUCUGAUACAGGUCUCGAGCCUAUUUGAGAGCUUUUUUUUAAUUUGUUGUGGAGUUCGUUUCCUCAUUGAUGUUUGGCUUGCCCACAUGAUUUGGUGGGGUAAUUCGCUAUUACGAAGAUGUCGGCAUUGCCAUCAAACAUCACCAAUACAAGCCCCCGCGAAGAUUAUGAAUGGAGAUAUGAAUAUUACGAGGAUGACGAACCCGUGUCUUUCGAGGGACUAAAAGCGCAUCGAUAUUCCAUUGUGAUCGGAUUCUGGGUGGGCCUGGCUGUGUUUGUGAUUUUCAUGUUUUUUGUCCUCACCUUACUGACCAAGACGGGAGCUCCGCACCCAGAGAAUUCCGAGCCAUGUGAGAAGCGCACGUGUCUGACCAGCUGCGGGGAGGACAUGGCCCAUCUGUCCGAACACCAGGGCAGCCAGCCCUGUGCCUCGCGCCCCCUGCUGGACGAGUCGCGCUCGCUCUUCCACUGCUACAUCAACGAGGACGAGCAGUCUGCCAACAGGUGCUCGAGCGGCACCACCACGCACCUCGGCGGGGUCCGAGGCAGCGGUGCCCGCUCCUCGGUCAUCGGCAGCCAGUUAGCGGGGCUCGUGCAGGAGGCAUGGGUCAGCGGGGGUGCGUCGCUCCCCGAGAGAGACCCGUCGACAUUCCUGGCGCACUUCAACAUCCCUAACUUUGUGAAUACCGAGCUGAGUUCGACGCUGGGGGACGAUGACCUUCUGCUCAUGGACCCCCCUCUGAUCCUAGACAGGGAAGGCAGGGGUCCGACUGGCACCAACGGUGACCACGUCCUGGAGUAGCGGGCUAAUGGCUAGCGCUUGGACUCCGCUUUCGGCAUGAAUUGUACAGACUAGUGGACUGAGGUAUGGGCUUUGAAAAGAAUACUUGCAGGCGCCUAAGAGCUGGGUCAUUUUUGUCAGCGAGACCAACCCCCACCACCCCACCUCCACUGAGACUGCCCUCAGUUUCAGGCCUUUUGAGCUUGGAAACUUCCCUGGAGUGGAACUGUGCGGAUGCUUAAAUGUGAUCCCUCUCUUGCCUAAGCGCCAUGGUGCUUUGAUUUGUGGAAAGCCCUGCGAGCCCGCGCGGCGUGGGGGGGGGGGGGUUAGUUCCACUCGCUGGGUCUCAGUUCCACUCGCUGGGUCUCCCAAGAGAGGAUCAGAGGAAGGCCAGAGAUGUAGAAGCUAGUGGAAAAGAUCAAGCGGUCACAAUGAAAUACAACUGGCCCGGCUACAACCCGAUGAACAAUUUGGGAAGUGCUUUUUGGAAGACCUUAUGGGAGGUAUUUGAUGUUCAACCAGGAGUGCUAAGUUUGGCCUAUAGGGCAUCCCAGCACACCUUGAUGUAACAGGAAAUGCACACGUUGUCUCAACACCAGCUGCUACAGUAACCCAAUUGUGUACAUUUUGUGGUUCCACAGCCCAAGCUGGCCCAAGUGCAUGCUCCGUUUUGCCAUCGAUCUUGGCUAGUAGUGCAGCACGCCUUGACUAAAGAACAGAAAAAGCAUAAGUCAAAUAACAUCACCCAAAAAGAGGAGGAUCAUGUAUAAUGGAAGACUGCACUGACCUGAAGAAACACAAACUAGUUAUUUAUGGACCACACACUGACGCACACUAUGAGAGACGUGGUCUGAACUGAACGCUAUACAGCUUACUCAUGUCAUUCGCUUUCUAAAGUGAGCGAGAAAUACGAGCACUUGAGCUUUGCUGGCCAUUUCUACACAACCCAUCUUCCACAUGCUGUCCCCUCAGGACAAGGAACACAACAUAAUUGCCUUCAUCCAGCAGCUGUGCACAGGCGGGUAAUGAGGCUUUCUGUGUAACCCAGCAGGAACAAGCAGACAUCAAAAGGCAGCCAAGUUGUAGCAGUGCUUUCCCAUGAACUGAAAAUCUCUUGCACUUUGGUGUGAAGACAAAAAGUAUACGCCAAUAGUAAGUUCAUUAACCCUUAAAGGUGUAGAUUUUUGAACGUUCUAAGUUCCGCAACAAUUGAAGGUUCUAAAAUUCUAUGUUGAAUUCAAUGAACCCAGAUAUUCUUUAGAACGUUAAUUUCCCAACAUUCCCGUCAGUGUGACGGUACUCCUUUAAGGGUUAAGGAAGCUGUGUCGUCGUUCUGAUGUUCCUCUACUUAUGAAUGUGUGCCUGCUGAAAGCUUUUUCUGGGUAAUACAAUACAAAAGAACACCACCAGUGCAGUACUACAAAUUGCCCUGAGUGAAAGUAAUGGUCUUGGCUUGGUAGAGAAAUUCAAAGAAGGUGAGGAUGUGAGGAGGGGGAUGAAAUUUAAUAAUGGAGGAAAGAAGCUGAAAUUGUCUUUUUUGCACAAAAGCUACAGACAUACACAUAUUAAAAUAAUAAAGAAUGCUAUUUAUUCUGC
Alosa alosa (allis shad) is the source of this 2492-nucleotide messenger RNA. RefSeq names its product melanocortin 2 receptor accessory protein 2a (gene mrap2a). Gene Ontology annotation, cellular component: endoplasmic reticulum; plasma membrane. Gene Ontology annotation, molecular function: type 4 melanocortin receptor binding; type 1 melanocortin receptor binding; type 5 melanocortin receptor binding. Bases 234 to 917 code for a protein of 227 amino acids. Lineage: Eukaryota; Metazoa; Chordata; Actinopteri; Clupeiformes; Clupeidae. The transcript has 3 exons. The record is from RefSeq and is a predicted model, not a curated record. Gene Ontology annotation, biological process: protein localization to plasma membrane; regulation of adenylate cyclase-activating G protein-coupled receptor signaling pathway.